Guillardia theta CCMP2712 is the source of this 769-nucleotide messenger RNA. RefSeq lists its product as hypothetical. The record is from RefSeq and is a predicted model, not a curated record. NCBI's taxonomy places the organism in Eukaryota, Cryptophyceae, Pyrenomonadales, Geminigeraceae. The transcript has a single exon. The annotation marks the transcript as partial.
UGAAAAGGGGAGGCAGGCGGUGGAAGAGACCAGCUCUGUUUCAUGCAGGAAGAAGUUUUCUUUGGUUGAUAUGUUUCUCUCCACUCCUUCUUGAUGGGACAUACGAUGACGAGAGCUUGUUUCGUAUUCUUGCUUUGCCUGGUAUGUCGUAUUCAAACCGAUGUGCAUUUCGAUAAAUCUAGAAGCAUGCAAGGAACAGGAAUGAUGGGACACUUUUCUCUUGUCCUCCAUCUCAAGCAAUCAUUCCGGAUUUCUCUGUCAUUGCGGCUAAGGGGGAAUGGUGUGUGUGACCAAGAAACCUCUUCGUGCCUGGUGAAGGAAGCAGAGCAGGUAGAGUCGGAUGCUUGGGACGGCCGAGUGCACAAACAAGAUCUGGAAGAGCUUGUGGAUAAGGCUGCAAAUUGGAUGUAUGAGGAUCAAAUCAGCGCAAAUGCAAAAGAUGAGCUUUUCCAACACCUUUUCAACGUGCUCAUCGCACUUGCCCACAUGGGCAAAGUUACGUUCUCGGAAACAGUGAGUUUGGCAGAAAGCAUGAAUGAUCUGCGGAGAUUGCACACUGACAACAGCAAGAAUGCACAGCUCUCCUACUGUGCCUUGCUGUCGUCCAUCGCAAACAUGGCGAGGACAACAAAUUCGACAGGAUCGAAUGUCGAUUUCAUGCAGGAUGCACUACGUCUGGUAUCAGACAUCCGUGCAAAGGGUAUGAGCCCAGAGUUUCAAGUUUAUGCCAUCUUAGAGAGUCUGGUGGUCAUCAUUUGCACGAAGCAAG